CAGCAGCAACGAUUACAAGAUUACUUGUGCCAAGAAGCGUGAGCUUGAUUCCGAUUCUCUUGAGGGUCCUAUCCAAGAGGACAAGGUGUGCUGCCGAUGGUCUGGCGAGUGCGGCGAUUUGAACAAGUGCACCCAGUCAUACUGCGAGGUUUGA
This is a messenger RNA of Sphaeroforma arctica JP610, 154 nucleotides long. RefSeq lists its product as hypothetical. The annotation marks the transcript as partial. The record is from RefSeq and is a predicted model, not a curated record. The transcript has a single exon. Lineage: Eukaryota; Ichthyosporea; Ichthyophonida.